GCGGUAAUUUCUAAGCAGUGCGACUUUUCAAGAUCAUUCCAGUGGUUGUUUUUCAACAUCAGGUGGUCCAUAUGAUGCUUUCCUUCAUCUCUUUACAAUGAUGUUUGAGCGAAAUCCUAUGUUGUCCAGCUCUGAAGUGACUGCUGACUACUCACCUGAAUUAGAUUUGGAUGCUUACUCCAGAUUUACAGAUGGUAUGGUCAAGAAUGAUGUCGCAAACAGACCAUUCAGUCCAUCCAAACAGGUUAGGUUUCGCCCAAAUAUCACUGUCAACUCCGUUGAUCUACUAGCUGGAAAAUCUUCAAUGUAUGAUUUUUCUGAAGAUGGUGUCGAUGAGUUGACACACAUAACAUCAAUGUCUUUCGGUAAUCCGAGUUCACCAAAGCACUUUCAAUCUACAGAAGCAUCUCCAUAUGAUACAUCUCUGUGGUUGGAAGGUAAUUUUGACAAAAUGUGUAACCUUUCUGUGGACACUGAAUGGAGUCCUCAAAAUACCUGCCAGAAUUCUUCAUCCCUCAGAACCACCGAUCAUAUUCCACAGCCACCAUUAUCAUCGUCUUACAGCACUGUAACUGGUUCUAGGAACUAUUCUUCAGACGUCAAAAGUUGGGAUGACCAAGUACCUAGGAAACUGCCUAACUAUCUUCUCAGUCGUUCUGAUGAUCUUUCUUUGUCAACUCUUACCGAAGUAGACUCUUUCGAUUUAGACGCUACAUACUCUCCUCAUAGUCAGUCUGUUGAUCCUGGUGUAAAUCUGUCACAACCAAUGUACAAAACAGCAGAAACCUUGAAGAAAGAAAUCAAAAACCUGUCUUUAAAGAUCAACAGUGCUUCAGAAACGCCUACUGAUAAGAUACGUUUAGAAGCUGAACGUAUUGUAAAUGAAGCCUGUAGCACUUUACCGUGUGGAAAUGAUCUAAUCAAUCCAUUGAUUUUAAAUCCAGGACUCACUGUAAAUAUACCAGAGCAUGAAACACAGUUUACAAAUCUUAUCGAUUUAUCUGUUGAUGAAUCAGAAAUAGUUCGUCUUGAACGUCAACGAAUUGCAGCUCAACGUAAAAAGUUGGAGGCGUGUAGAAAACAAAAUGCUAAAGACAAAGUUAAUGAACCUGAACCAGAUUUACUCGAAUUCUUUGAUCCAAAUCGUCAUGUAUAUCAAUCCGUGAAUAUCCAGACUAAAAGUCUACCAAAUUUACUGCCUACUUUACGUUGUGCUCCUGAUGAUUCUAUCCAAUUUCUACAUGAAAAUAUUCUCUGUGAUCAUUAUGCCAGUAUGUUGUAUGAUGUUUAACUAUAGGAGGGAAUGUUGUUGUUGUUUUUUUAAUGUAUUUUCAUUCUAUCCUUGUUUUAGCAGCUACCCCGGCUGAAUCCAGUCUUUCUUAGGUAGACUUUUAUUGUACAUAUAUAUUGGAUAUCUUCAGUUGUUUGUGUACAUAGAUUUUACAUUUACAAUUUAACAGAAAUACAACUGAGAUUUUCACUUCGAAGUGAACUAACUACACUACCAUUUUCGCCUUAUGCCUUUUUAUUAUUAUUUAUUACUCUUUAUAAGUUUGUUUUUGUUUACUUUGAGAAUUUUAAAAAAAACAUCCCAUUAUAGUCGUUAAUUCACUUUUUAUGUUGCA
This is a messenger RNA of Trichobilharzia szidati, 1625 nucleotides long. NCBI's taxonomy places the organism in Eukaryota, Metazoa, Platyhelminthes, Trematoda, Strigeidida, Schistosomatidae. The record is from the annotation of a GenBank genome assembly.